Molecule: messenger RNA, 2250 nt
Organism: Saccharomyces paradoxus
Lineage: Eukaryota; Fungi; Ascomycota; Saccharomycetes; Saccharomycetales; Saccharomycetaceae
Gene: CDC27
Product: anaphase promoting complex subunit CDC27
Exons: 1
Coding region: 1-2250 (749 amino acids)
Biological process (GO): cell division
Molecular function (GO): protein binding
Source: RefSeq, a predicted model, not a curated record
AUGGCGGUAAAUCCUGAGUUAGCACCGUUUACCCUCUCGAGAGGAAUCCCCAGCUUGGAUGAUCAAGCCUUGAACACGAUCAUACAGCUUCAGGACUGCAUCCAGCAGGCCAUUCAGCAAUUGAACUACAGUACUGCAGAGUUUUUGGCCGAACUGCUCUAUGCCGAGUGCUCCAUUCUCGAUAAAUCGAGUGUUUACUGGUCUGAUGCGGUUUACCUAUAUGUGCUUUCGCUGUUUCUCAAUAAAAGCUACCACACUGCGUUCCAGAUCUCCAAGGAAUUCAAGGAGUAUCAUCUUGGUAUCGCUUACAUAUUCGGCCGUUGUGCUUUACAGCUUUCGCAGGGAGUGAACGAAGCAAUACUCACUCUCCUCUCAAUAACAAAUGUAUUUUCUUCGAACGGCAGUAGUACGCAUAUAAAUGCAGUGCUGAAUUCUAACCUCGUCCAUAUUCCUGAUCUGGCCACUUUGAACUGUCUAUUAGGUAAUCUUUAUAUGAAACUGGACCAUUCCAAGGAGGGAGCGUUUUAUCAUUCUGAAGCACUAGCUAUUAAUCCUUACCUCUGGGAAUCAUACGAAGCCAUUUGUAAAAUGAGAGCUACCGUGGAUCUCAAAAGGGUUUUUUUCGACAUCACAAGACAAAAAAGCAAUAGUCACAAUAACAAUGCAGCUUCGUCCUUUCAGUCUGCAUCAUUAUCUCAUUUCGAACCUCGUUCACAACCUAGCUUAUAUUCAAAAACAAACAAAACCAGCGGCAAUAAUAUUAAUAAUAAUGUGAAUACGCCGUUUCAGUCGUCUAAUUCUCCCCCCUCUACAUCAGCAUCUUCUUUUUCAUCCAUUCAGCAUUUCUCAAGGUCACAGCAACAGCAACAGGCAAACCCAUCGAUAAGGGCGUAUCAGAACAAAAAUAUUCAAACUCCUAAAAACUCUGCAACCAACAACAAGACAUCUUCUGCGCUCCCGAAUAACAUUUCCAUGAACUUAGCAUCUCCGUCCUCCAAACAACCUACAAUAAGCUCAUUGGCUAAAGUUUAUAACCGAAAUAAACUUCUAACAACACCACCAUCGAAACUGUUAAACAACGACAGGAACCACCAAAAUAAUAAUAAUAAUAAUAAUAAUAAUAAUAAUAAUAAUAAUAUCAUGAAUAAAACAACUUUCAAAACACCGAGAAAUCUAUAUUCCUCAACAGGCAGGUUAACCACUUCUAAGAAAAAUCCAAGGUCUUUAAUAAUCAGUAACUCGAUACUGACGAGCGAUUAUUCAAUUACGCUGCCUGAAAUUAUGUAUAAUUUUGCUUUAAUAUUAAGGUCAUCAUCACAAUACAAUUCGUUCAAAGCAAUAAGACUAUUCGAAUCUCAAAUUCCAUCUCACAUCAAAGAUACAAUGCCAUGGUGUUUGGUGCAGUUAGGAAAAUUGCAUUUCGAGAUCAUUAAUUAUGAUAUGUCAUUAAAGUAUUUCAAUAGGUUGAAAGACCUACAACCUGCAAGGGUAAAAGAUAUGGAAAUAUUUUCGACUCUGUUAUGGCACUUACAUGACAAGGUUAAAUCUUCUAAUUUAGCAAAUGGUCUAAUGGAUACAAUGCCUAACAAACCCGAAACUUGGUGCUGCAUAGGUAAUUUGCUAUCAUUGCAAAAAGAUCAUGAUGCUGCAAUAAAAGCCUUUGAAAAAGCCACUCAACUAGACCCAAAUUUUGCAUACGCAUAUACCUUGCAAGGUCAUGAGCAUUCCUCCAACGAUUCUUCGGAUUCUGCUAAGACAUGCUAUAGAAAGGCGCUAGCUUGUGAUCCUCAACAUUACAAUGCAUAUUACGGAUUGGGUACAAGCGCUAUGAAAUUAGGCCAAUAUGAAGAAGCAUUGUUAUAUUUUGAAAAGGCAAGAUCAAUUAAUCCCGUCAAUGUGGUGUUGAUCUGUUGUUGUGGUGGUUCUUUAGAAAAGCUGGGCUAUAAGGAAAAGGCUCUACAAUAUUAUGAACUAGCGUGUCAUUUGCAACCGACUUCUUCGCUAUCCAAGUAUAAGAUGGGUCAGUUACUCUAUUCUAUGACAAGGUAUAAUGUUGCUUUGCAAACUUUUGAAGAAUUGGUGAAGCUUGUUCCUGACGACGCGACAGCCCAUUAUUUGUUAGGUCAAACAUAUAGAAUAGUUGGGAGGAAAAAAGAUGCAAUAAAAGAACUAACUGUUGCUAUGAAUUUGGAUCCAAAAGGUAACCAAGUUAUCAUCGAUGAAUUACAAAAGUGUCAUAUGCAGGAAUAA